AUGUCAGAGUUGAAAGCUGCAUUGAAAAAGGCUAAGGAGGGAAAAGCACCGGGCACGGAUGGGGCGGGCGUAUCAGACAACCACCUACAGGACAAGGCGACGCGUGAGUUCAUCUACGACUUCAUCCAGAAGAACGGAGGCAUAGAUGCGGUGACGAAGGACGUUCGUCCGCCCCCAGUGCCCGCGCGGUCUGCUGCCGCCUCCCGCCAAGCGCCUCCUCCGCCACCGCCGCCUUCCCGCACCGCCCCUCCGCCUGCGCACACUCCACCGCCUCCGCCGCCACCUCCGCUCCGCACGCUGCCACAGCGGCCGCAAGAACCACACACUCAGUCAGCAGCAGCAGCAUCAUCAUCAUCAUCAUCAUCAUGGACACCUCCUCCGCCUCCACCGCCAAUGACGUCGCCGAUAAUAGUGCCCCCGCCCCCUCCGCCGCCUCCGCCAAUGAUGAGCCUCCCCUCCGAUGACACGCCCCCCUCCUCAUAUACCCCCACUCCAUCCUCAUCAGCGGCCUCCCCCCCUCUCGCCGUCGAUCCCCGUUCUGCACUCAUGGACGCCAUCAAGUCUGGCAAAAAGCUUAAGCAUGUGGAAGUGGAAGCUGAUAAUAGGUCCGUGAAGUCGAUGGAUUCGAGAGGUGAACUGCUAGAUCAAAUUCGCCAAGGAAUUGAAUUGAAACCGGUGCAGGUAGAAAGCCGAUCGAGCGGCAGUAGCGCGCCUGAAGACGGCUUAGCCGGGGCGCUGGCUCGAGCGUUGGCCGAGCGAUCGCGAGCCAUUCACUCGGACUCGAGUGACGAGGACGAUGAGGAAGAGGAGGAUGACGAAUGGGAGGACUAGCAUUGGGCAGAGGGCAAAUCACGCCCUCGAUAAUAGUGCGGCGUUGAUUUGACUCUUUUAAUAACCAAAUCUAAUAGACUAAUCCAACUGUCAAGUUGUAAGUAUCGCUCUGACUAUUCAAACGACUGUCAUAUGUGCAGAUACCUAUUAGUGUAUCAAGUAGGUACCUAUCAAGUACAUAUUAUUAGCGCUCUCUUUAGCACAAAACCAAUACCAUUGGCAUGGUAUUGGUUAUGGGAAAGUCAACACAUCAGACUAAAUAAAGUCAAAAUACCAUAACCGAUGCAAAAAAUAAUUCAACUGGUUCUUAUGGGAGUGUCCUUACAUUGGCAGAGUGAAAUUUAGUGAACAUCGAUUAAUAGCCAACAUCAUUAUUCCCAGCAAAUCAGAAAUUAAUCUGCCUUAUACUAGACGUUCAUAUUUGCACUAAGCAUGCUCUUAAUACAUUUUCACUUACAUUGUACGAAUCUCCUGUAUUGCAGUACUGCUAAGUUUUCAUGAAUUUUCAAGAUCGAUUCUACUACAUUAUCGGACACUUUCAGUAUUGAAUAUACUUCGUAAUACACUUUUAAUAUUGAAAAUACUUUGUAAUCUAUAAUAUUAUAAAGGAAGGAAUUGGCUUGAUUAUGUACGGGAUAAGAAUUGCAUGAUUAACGCAUUAUCACUUAUUAACUAAUGAACUAACUUAAAAUUAACAUGCAAUUUUACAUAAAGGUUCUGAAUUCACCUAUGAUAGAUAUAGGCUUGUUUCAAUCGCUGUUAAUCAAUUUAUUUCAAUUAUUUAAUAAUUGAAACAUUUUUUUUCAAUAAUUUGUGAUUCAAAGUCUACGCAACAAAAAUUUAAACCAAACAAAGCUUCCUCCAAGUGAAUCCGUAGCAUUGGUAUAUAAUUGGUAGCAUAAUAAUAGUAGCACGAGAGACUUGCGAAUGAAAGGUUGCAGGCUAGACCAAUCAAACUCAUUAUUCCUUGCUAAGAAUUUUUGACUGUGAUGAAGAGUUGUAAUAUUGACAAAAUAAUGAAUAGUUAUCCUAUUUUUACGUUUAAACAUAAGGAGAUUACAUUUUCCAACACAAAAUUUUCUUCAGAACAAAGCCCGGGUUACCUGCUAUUUUAAAAUGAAAAAAAUAAAAUAAUAGGGACAGAAUAGUUAAUUUAGAAGGAUGUAACGGGAAUCAGACGGGCUACCGUUUAACUUUACCAAUGCUCUAACCGGCAAUUCUCCUUCCAGUUCUAUUUCAGCCUUCAAUAUCAGGGCACCGAGCUUCGCUCGUCAUUUUUAUUUAUUGUUAAACAGAGCACAAUUCUUUAAAAUGAUCGUGUUUAUAUUUUACAGCUGGCUAUACUCAGCUUAUGAAUUUCUGGGAUGAGAUGUUUUGAUUUUCCACGGACGCACUUUUUUAUUAUCCACAGACGACGAAAGUCUUAGCUGUUUUUGCAAGGAUGAAUUAUCCUUUUAAUGUCGUUCAGCGAGUUUUCCCAGGGAUUAGACCUAGUGCAAUCGAAUUUUUAUAUCAUAAACCAACUAUGUUCCAAAUUUCGUGAAAAUCUUUAGAGCCGUUUUCGAGAUCCGUUGGACAUAAAUAACCAAAUAUAAAAGUAUAUACAGAUAUACAGAAAUUGCUUGCUUAAUAUAAUAGGAUUGAUUGAUAGGUAAAAGUCUUAAACAUACCAAUUGAUAGGUUUUCCAUUUUGCCCUUUUCUAUUUAGAACUAUUGGAUUUAUUUUGACAGUUGUCGUUUGUAUAGUCAAAGCCUAGAAAAAUAACAAAGGCCUUGAAUUAGUUGUAAGUUAACAAUAGUUGAAUUAGUUUAAUUAUCUGAAUUAUAGACUGCAAAUUACAGAAUAAUCACGAAAAAUGGUUGUCGGUUAGACUGGGUAUGUAUAUAUAUACAUACCGGUUAGACUAUGUAUAUAUAUACAUACACAUAAUAAUUUUGGCCAUUAUAGUUAUUUAAUACAUUUUAAGUAAGAUGUUCUUCUUACUUGAGGUUCGUUUCCGUUUAUGCGACUGCGGCCGAUGACUGAGAAAUAAUACUAUCAAAUCCUAUGAGAGUGUUCAAAGAUUUUCAUUGAGACAAUGUAUGUUGCGCGAACACACCCAUAACGAUUUUGGGAUUCCUGGGAAUUGCACUCCUUAGCGAUGACUGUAGCCGCGUGGCUGCGACCAUGCGGCUGGAGUUGUCGCUAAGGAAUUGCACCUUAAGAACUAAUGUGAUCUUUCUCGGUUGUAGGACGCAGUCGCAGAAAUGAAAGCGAACGUUAACUUACUUUCGGUGUCUUCGUCAUGAUUUAAGGAUCGGGGAAUCGUCAACAUUAUAUUUUCCCUUAACAGGGCUUUUGAAGUGCUUUCAAUAGGUAAAUCAUGAAAUCACAUCUUACAUAUUAAUAUUCAUGUUCAUAAAUAAAUAUUGUGAACUACAUAAAAAAUCAAAAUAACUAAAAAUUGCAUAGGACUAAUGCAGAAAACUUUCCUACUUGAACAAACUUUGUCAAAUAAAAUAUGUUCAACUUUACAUGAGUAAAGAAAGUUCAAUAUUAUUGAACGUUAUUGAAAGUUAUUAUAAUUGAACGAAAAUCCCAAUAAUUGCUAUUAAAUUAUCAGAGUUUAUAAAAUACUCUGAAAAAUUUCCCAGUUUCUAGGGCGCUUAUUAAAUCUAAUGGAUAAUUUAAUCUAUGUUGAAUCUAUAGGUUUAAUGAUCCAUUAGAUUUAAUAAAUCUCCUAUAAACCGUUAUCUACUAUUAUCCCUACUCUUAUAAUUUUUAAUUUACCUUUUCACUUCAACUUACAAAGUUGUUUGUAAUUAAAUCUGUCCCAAGCCAAUGUAAUGUAAUGUUUGUUAGAAGCCAUUUAGGAUUCUAAACCCAAAUUUCCAUCAUAUGAAUAACAUUUUUUCAAUCUUGAUUCGAGCUGUUACCAGAGCUCUAGCACUAAUAUUGUACCGUGCUUGAUUAAUUCGAGAUGAUGCAGAAACUAUUAUUGUAAUAUAGAUAGGUAAAUAAUCUUGUCAAUCUUAUUUAUGUAAAUGCUGUUAUCUAAUAACAAAAUGUAUUAAAAUUAUAAUAUAAUAGAUUUUUAUAUCUGCAAA
Molecule: messenger RNA, 3918 nt
Organism: Nilaparvata lugens (brown planthopper)
Lineage: Eukaryota; Metazoa; Arthropoda; Insecta; Hemiptera; Delphacidae
Product: neural Wiskott-Aldrich syndrome protein
Exons: 6
Coding region: 1-831 (276 amino acids)
Biological process (GO): actin filament organization
Molecular function (GO): actin binding
Source: RefSeq, a predicted model, not a curated record